AUGCUGUGUCGGCUGCGUGGUGUGCCGGUGGAGUCAGUGCUGCCGCUGCGGCUCUCGGGCGGUGCGUUCGCUGUUUGGUCACAGCUGCCCGCCCACAGCCAGUCCUCGCUGGUGGCCGUCCGCGGCGCACUGUAUGCAGCCUUCGCCCUUGACCAGCACGCAGCGUACGAAGCCUUCUCAGCACGGCGGCUGAGGCCGGGGGAGUCAGCUGACGUGUUUCUGGCCGACCUGCGGCGGUUGGCGGCCCUGUUCGGCGGACUGCCAGAGCGCGCGCUGACCUGCGCGUUCGUCGCGGGGCUGCCGGACGACGUCCGCCAGACCAUUCGCGCCGGCUCAAAGGCUGAGGGACUGGACCUGACUACCAUCGUGGUUCGCGCACGAGCCAUUCUCAGCACACUGAGCGGUGCGCUGCCCAUCACGCGGCUGAGGGUGGAAGGCCGCGAGUGCAGCGUCCUGAUUGACACCGGCAGCACGGAGAACAUCAUUUACGCUCCCCUCUGUACGCAGUGGAGACCGCGGCAGGUGCGCGUGACCACCAUCAGUGGGGGUCAGCUGGAGUGCUGCGGUGUUGGCGCCGUGGUCGUGGAAGCGCCGACGGGCCACCGCGGCACACUCGAGACGGUGGUGGUGGAGAAGCGGCCUCUGGGAGUGGAUAUGGUCCUCGGGAUCGCAGGCGUCUCUGCACUGGGUGGCGUGACCGUGCUCUCUCCAUCUGAGGUCCGCUUUUGUGGAGCGGUGUGCAGUGAGCCACUGGGCGUGGAUGCGCCGGACUUCCGUGUGUGCUUUGACUCGGCGGAGCGGAGAUGGACCGUGGCCUGGAAAUGGCGUGACGGCGAAGGUCCCGAGUGCCUGACGAACACUGUCGCCCAGUAUACAGUGCCGUCAGCCGCACGCCGUGAAUAUGACGCGGAAUUGGACGCAUGGAUCGCACAGGGCUGGCUAGUGCCGUACGAUGAGGACCGCCAUGGGGCGGCGAAGGGACUGGUGCCGCUGAUGGCUGUGCAGCAGAGCAACAAGGCCAAAGUGCGCCCGGUAAUGGAUUACCGCGAGCUGAACGGUUUUGUAUCGGCUCACACAGCCGAUGCUGAUGUGUGUGCGGAUCAGCUCCGGAAGUGGCGCCGUCAUGGCGCAAACGUGGCGGUGAUAGACCUAAAGCGCGCCUACCUGCAAGUGCAUGUAGAGGAGCGGCUCUGGCCGUACCAGACUGUGAUGGUUCGAGGCCAGAGGUUUUGCCUGACACGCUUAGGUUUUGGCCUUAAUACAGCCCCUCAGAUAAUGAAGGCCGUUGUGAGGUCCGUGCUGGAGCAGGACCCGGACGUACAGCGUGCCGUCCUUCCGUAUGUGGACGAUCUUCUGGUAAACGAAGACGUGCUGAGCGCAGACAGUGUGGUGGCGCACUUCGAGAAGUUCGGGCUGAACUGUAAGCCCCCAGAGCGGGCAGCCAGCGGAGCUCGGCUGCUGGGCCUGCGCGUCCAGGCAGAGGGCGGCAAACUGCAGUGGACUCGGGACAACGCGGUGGGAGCGCCGCCGGCACCUGUCACGCGCCGUGCCGUGUUCUCGUGGUGUGGGCGGCUGGUGGCACACCUGCCCGUGUGUGGAUGGCUCAGGCCUGCGGUGGCCUGGCUCAAACGGCGUGUGAACCAGAUGACUCGGGCGUGGGAUGACGUCACCGAUGACGCAGCGCUGCGUGCUCAGCUGGACUAUGUUGCAGGCCGCUUGAAUGGUGACGACCCAGCCCGCGGCACGUGGUGCGUUGAGGGUGACGCCAUGGCUGUUUGGACGGACGCCAGCUCCCUGGCCACCGGAGUCGUGCUGGAGUCAGCGGACGGUGACGUCAUCGAGGACGCGUGCUGGCUAAGACAUAAUGAGGCCACGCACAUCAACAUGGCCGAGCUGGACGCCGCCAUCCGAGGCGUCAACCUGGCUGUCGCCUGGGGAGCGCGGACAAUCGAUCUCCGCACCGACUCGGCCACUGUUCAUCGCUGGCUUGAUGACGCCAUCAGCGGCCGCGCGCGCCUCAGAACAAAGGCGCACGGUGAGCUGUUGAUUCGGCGACGUGUGGGGAUCAUCUGUCAGCUGGUCGGUGAGCUGCAGCUACGACUGUCGGUGACGCUCGUGCGGUCGGCUGAGAACCGAGCUGACGCACUGACGCGAGUCCCCAAAGACUGGCUUCGUAACGUGAGUGUGACUCGAGAGUGCGAGUCUCCAUCGCCCGGAGUCAGUGCGGCGGUCGUCUCCGAGCCGCCGCCUCUGGCCGGUGCCGCCGCUGGGCGUGCCGACGGCGGUACGGCGGACGAGCUCCGUGCAGCCGUGUGCCAGUCACACGAUCGGGCCGGCCACCCCGGUGUCCGUCGGACAUUGUACUUUGCCCGCCCUGAUGUGUCGCGUGACGUCACCCGGGCUAUGGCUCGUGCGGUGGUGGAGAACUGUGACGCGUGCCGCUCGAUUGACCCGGCACCGGUGCGGUGGAGACAUGGCUCGCUCGGCGUGUCUGUCCCGUGGCAGCGCAUAUCCAUCGACGUCACCCAUCACCGCGGACAUAACUACCUCACCGUCAUUGACUGUGGGCCAUCGCGCUUCUGCGUAUGGCGCUCGCUGCGUCGCGCCAACGCCAUCGAGAUUGACAGCGACGGGGACAGUGACAGUGUCGAUGACGGCGACGGGGACAGUGACAGUGUCGAUGACGAGCCGCCAUUGUACGUGGACUGUCACUGGGAGGCAACCGAGGACGGCGCUGACGCGGCUGUAGACAAUGGAACCACCGUGCGUGCUGUGCCUGAGACAUUGCAGCACACCACGGAGCAGACGGGGACUGAGCCCCCUGCAGCCGAGCCGGCUGUGGCUGAGCCUCCUGCAGCCGAGCCGGCUCAGGUCGAGCCGGUGCUGCUGCGGCGGAGCGCCCGCCUGCAGAGUCGGAUGGUCCGUUAG
Messenger RNA from Amphibalanus amphitrite, 2928 nucleotides. RefSeq lists its product as uncharacterized. The record is from RefSeq and is a predicted model, not a curated record. Gene Ontology annotation, molecular function: nucleic acid binding; RNA-DNA hybrid ribonuclease activity; aspartic-type endopeptidase activity. Bases 1 to 2928 code for a protein of 975 amino acids. NCBI's taxonomy places the organism in Eukaryota, Metazoa, Arthropoda, Thecostraca, Balanomorpha, Balanidae. The transcript is spliced from 3 exons. Gene Ontology annotation, biological process: proteolysis.